CUAGUGUAUGUGACCAGAAAAAUACCAACUAUGUCUCAAUCAAAUGGCUGCACUAUGAGUAAAGAACGGCAAGAGUCACACAAGAAAAUGAUGAUGUCACCUCUGGCUCACAGCGAUACAGAGGUGUUUUCUAUCAUAAAAAAGGAGAAGCACAAGCAAAUAUAUGGUCUGGAACUAAUAGCUUCUGAGAACUUUACCAGCAGAGCUGUUCUCGAGGCGAUCGGCUCCUGUUUGACCAACAAGUACUCCAAAGGUUUUCCUGGUCAGAGCUACUACUAUGGUGGUUUAGAGUAUAAUGAUGAACUGGAGACUCUUUGUCAGAGGAGGGCGCUGGAGACCUUUGGUUUAGACUCUCAGAAAUGGGGGGUGAACGUGCGGCCAUACUCAGGUUCACCUGCUAACUUUGCUGUCUACACGGCUGUUGUUGGGCCUCAUGGUAGGAUCAUGGGCUUGGACGUUCCUGAUGGGGGUCACCUAUCGCAUGGCUACAUGAGGAAUGAGAAGAAAAUCUCUGCAACAUCCAUGUUUUUUGAAACUAUGCCAUACAAGGUGAAUCCAGAAACUGGCUACAUUGAUUAUGACAAGCUACAAGAAAAUGCACAACUUUUCCACCCCCAUCUCAUUAUUGCAGGAACAACUUGCUAUUCCAGAAACUUAGACUACGCCCGCCUGAGGCAGAUUGCUGAUGAGAAUGGUGCAUAUCUGAUGGGGGACAUGGCUCAUAUUGGAGGAUUAGUGGCUGCUGGAGUGGUGCCCUCACCCUUUGAACACUGUGACCUUGUUACAACUACAACUCACAAAAGUUUAAGAGGCUGCCGUGGUGGACUUAUCUUUUAUCGGAAAGGUACACGGAGCGUGGACUCCAAAGGAAAGGAGACUCUGUACAACCUGGAGUUUUUGAUCAACCAGGCCGUCUUUCCGGGGCUUCAAGGAGGACCUCAUAACAAUGCUAUUGCAGGUGUUGCUGUGGCUCUCAAUCAAGCCAUGACCCCAGAGUUUAAGGCUUACCAGCAGCAGGUUCUUGCCAACUGUCAAGCUCUAAGCAGCGCCCUUAUUGACCUUGGUUACCAGAUCGUCACUGGUGGUUCUGACAACCAUCUAAUUCUGCUGGACCUUCGCAAUAAAGGAACUGAUGGAGGACAAGCUGAGAAAGUCUUGCAAGCCUGCGCUAUUUCUUGCAACAAGAGCAACUGUUUAGGUGCUAAGAGUGAUUCGCUUCCAAAUGGUCUAAGGUUUGGGACUCCAGCUCUGACUUCCAGAGGUUUGAUAGAGGAAGACUUCAAGAAAGUGGCUGAAUUCAUUCAUAGAGGUAUAGAGCUAAAUUUGGAGGUUCAGAGAAGUUUGGACUCAAAAGCCACCCUGAAGGAGUUCCUCCAGGCGUUGGCUCGGGGGGAGAAGUUCCAGCAGCAGGUGGCUGAGAUCAGGGCUGAAGUGGAGGCUUUCGCUGGGCAGUUCCCCAUGCCUGGCCUUCCUGAGCUGUAGAGAGUCAACACUGCUUUACGGCUCCAAUUGAAAUACUUGCUGAUGUAUUUAAAACAGGUGGCGGCUAGCUCUUCCCUUUGUCAUUUGGCACCA
Messenger RNA from Cyprinodon variegatus (sheepshead minnow), 1575 nucleotides. RefSeq names its product serine hydroxymethyltransferase, cytosolic-like. Gene Ontology annotation, molecular function: zinc ion binding; cobalt ion binding; pyridoxal phosphate binding. The transcript is spliced from 11 exons. Gene Ontology annotation, cellular component: nucleus; cytoplasm; cytosol. Bases 31 to 1482 code for a protein of 483 amino acids. Gene Ontology annotation, biological process: purine nucleobase biosynthetic process; tetrahydrofolate interconversion; L-serine catabolic process. NCBI's taxonomy places the organism in Eukaryota, Metazoa, Chordata, Actinopteri, Cyprinodontiformes, Cyprinodontidae. The record is from RefSeq and is a predicted model, not a curated record.